Cyclopterus lumpus (lumpfish) is the source of this 3204-nucleotide messenger RNA. RefSeq names its product protocadherin gamma-C5-like. Gene Ontology annotation, biological process: homophilic cell-cell adhesion. The transcript is spliced from 2 exons. Gene Ontology annotation, molecular function: calcium ion binding. Gene Ontology annotation, cellular component: plasma membrane. The record is from RefSeq and is a predicted model, not a curated record. The coding region runs from base 126 to 2648 and encodes 840 amino acids. NCBI's taxonomy places the organism in Eukaryota, Metazoa, Chordata, Actinopteri, Perciformes, Cyclopteridae.
AGGAGACAUGUUGUCUCAGAGUCAGUCCUUCAGGUCCUGUAUGUCUCCAAUGUCAGAGUACAGUGAUUUCACUUUGAUUAAACCCAGCAGCACCACUGACUUUAAGGAGGUGAUCAGUGUUCUGGAUGCGUCUCUACCCGACAGCACCUGGACCUUUGAGAGCCAGCAGCGGACCAAGGAUGACAAAGACAAUGGGAUACCGAGACUGGAGAUGGCUCGCGCUUUGGUGGCAUCAUUUCUUUCUCUUGUGGAGUACAAUAAACGGACAGACUCGUUACAGCAUCCCGGAGGAACUGAAACAGGGCUCUGUGGUAGGAAAUCUAGCCAAAGAUCUGGCUUUGGGACUAUCGGACAUUUUUGAUCGUAAAAUGCGUGUCGCCUCUGAGGCUGGUAAGCAGUAUUUCAGCGUUGAUGCAGGGAAGGGCGAGCUGGUGGUGAAUGACAGAAUAGACAGAGAGACUCUAUGUGGACAAAGCGCCAGCUGUGUGUUGCCUCUGCAAGUAGUUGUUGAAAAUCCUUUACGGUCUCAUCGAAUUGAAGUGGAAAUAAGAGACAUAAAUGAUAAUUCUCCUAGUUUUCUUACACAGGAGAGUAACCUUAAUAUACCAGAAUCAGUUGCACUAGGCAAACGUUUUCCUUUGGAGAGCGCGGAGGACCCUGACGUUGGAAGCAAUUCUUUGAAAACGUACUCACUAAGCAAAAAUGAAUAUUUUUCUUUAAAAUACAAAGACACAAAGAAUGGUAAAGCUGUCCCAGAAUUGGUGUUAGAAAAGCCAUUAGACCGUGAAAAGAAUGCUCUCCAUCAGCUGCUUUUGACCGCAUUAGAUGGAGGAAACCCGGUCACAUCGGGAACCUGUAAGAUUAUCAUUAACGUACUUGACAUCAAUGACAAUUUUCCGGUAUUCAACGAAAAUGAAUACAAAGUGUCUUUAAAGGAGAACAGCACCAAAGGAACAUUUGUAAUCAAACUUUCAGCUACAGAUGCCGAUGAUGGUCUUAAUGGUCAAGUUAAAUAUUAUUUUGGGUCCCGUACUCCAGAUUCAGUGUUAUCAACAUUUGAAAUAAAUGAUAUAACGGGACAAAUUGUAUUAAAGGGGGCACUAGAUUUUGAGAGGUCUAAAUCAUACCUUAUUGAAAUAACUGCUAAAGACAAAGGCAUUCCGGAGAUGGAGGGUAACUGUCGUGUACAACUGGACGUAGAGGACAUCAAUGAUAAUGCUCCUGAGAUUGUGCUAACUUCAAAACCCAGUCCUGUACCCGAAGACGCACCAGGUGGCACAGUAGUGGCUUUGAUCAGUGUACGAGACCUUGACUCCGGUGAAAACGGUAAAGUGACACUUCGGCUUCCCAAAGGUUCUCCUUUUAAUCUGAAUCCAUCCUUCUCUAAUAAUUACGAACUGGUAACCAGUGGUCCUUUAGACCGAGAGAGUUUCUCAGAGUAUAACAUUGAGAUAACAGCCACUGAUUCAGGCUCUCCUCCUCUGUCGAGUAAGAAAAUUAUAGCUGUCAGCAUCACUGAUGUGAAUGACAACCCCCCUAUAUUCAAGCAGCCAUCCUAUUAUGUGUAUUUAAAAGAGAACGGGGUACCAGGCUCUAUACUGUACUCAGUUUCAGCAUCGGACCUGGAUUUUGGUGAAAACGCCAAAAUCUCUUAUUCCAUCCUGGACUCUAAAGUGCAGGACGUUUCUGUCUCAUCGUAUGUUUACAUUAACUCAGAUAACGGCAGCAUCUACAGCAUGCACUCGUUUGACUAUGAGAAACUGAAGGUGUUUCAGAUUCAGGUCCAGGCAAAGGAUCAGGGCUCUCCGUCUCUCAGCAGCAACGCCACUGUCCAUGUUUUUAUCCUGGACCAGAACGACAACGCCCCCGCUGUUAUUUACCCCUCCUCCGCUGCCCUGGGCUCCCUCUCCCAUCAGAGGAUGCCCCGCUCCGCUAAAGCGGGACACCUGGUUACUAAGCUGACGGCCGUGGACGCUGACUCGGGCCAUAACGCCUGGAUCUCCUACAAACUAACGGAGGCCACAGACGCCUCUCUGUUCACGGUCAAUCUGUACACAGGGGAGGUGAGGACUAAACGCGCUGUGUCCGAGCAGGACGACUCCUCUCAGAGGCUGCUUAUAGAGAUCAAGGACGACGGGGAACCGGUCCAGUCCGCCACCGUCACGGUGUCCAUCCUGCUGGAGGACGGCCUCCAUGAGCCCAUUUUAGACCUCCGACAGAAAGUGUCCGAGCCCAGCAAGAAAACUGGGAGAAUCACUCUGUAUUUGAUUCUCUCUCUGGCCUCGGUGUCCGUGCUGUCUCUGGUGACGUUUCUCAUCUUAGCGGUUAAAUGCAUGAGGAGCAGCAGAAGCAGCGACAGUUGCUGCAUGACACGGAGCGACUGUGAUAAUUACAAGAACCCCAACAGAAACCUGCAGAUUCAGCUCAACACUGAUGGACCUAUCAAGUACGUGGAGGUCCUGGGAGGAGACAUGUUGUCUCAGAGUCAGUCCUUCAGGUCCUGUAUGUCUCCAAUGUCAGAGUACAGUGAUUUCACUUUGAUUAAACCCAGCAGCACCACUGACUUUAAGGAGGUGAUCAGUGUUCUGGAUGCGUCUCUACCCGACAGCACCUGGACCUUUGAGAGCCAGCAGGUGAGCAGAGAGUAAAGUAUUCUUCUAUAUGUAUACUCUCACAAAAUGAUUCUAUUUUUCUCAGGUUUUUGUUUGAGUGGCGGGGGGGAGUGCUUGGCUUUGAGGGCAGGUUUUAUUUUCUACUUACGUUUAAAGCAUUAUCACACUCAGGUUUAUAUUUUCUACAUUCUUACGAGACUUACACGUUUCCUUUUAGCGAUGAUAUUCCUAUGGUCUUCUUCUGACGUCAUUUUCCAAUACCUGUUCAUCUUCUGAAACAGCUCACUGAAUAAACAAAAUGAAAGAAUAUUAAUGCUGCUUCAGCACAAUCCAGGUUUUGAGAUUUACAAAGACUGCCCGUUACUGACGGUCAUGAGUGUCUGAUUUGUGGCUUGAUAAUGACUCAAACAGCAACGGAAAAAAGCAACAAUCAUUUUGAGAAUUGUUCAUUGAUCUAUUAAAAUACUAUGUGCAGGAAGUAUUGUGUUCCAAUUAAUUACAUAUUUGAGUGUGGAUUUCAUUUUGUACACCUGGCUAGAUUGAGGUGAAUGUUAUAAUAUACAUUGCAAUAUGAAUGAAUUUAGAGGAAAUA